AUGGAUUCAAAAUGGUCUACAAAUUCGACUGCAAAAGGUCCUCGUAACUACAGAGUUACCUAUGACCCUGAAUUGGAUACGCAAGGGCUAAAGAAAAGCUCUCAAACCACCUAUGAAUAUCAACCCUCAGAUCUAACUUCCUUGACAAUUGCUCCUCGAGAUCCUCGACAGGACAAAUUGUUUUACGAAAGAAACUUUCUGAAAGGUCGAUACCAUUACAGGAAACAGUUCCACGUCGUUGAAUACAAGUUUGAUAAAAAUUCAUAUGGACCCAAACCAGCUACCAAAGUGUUGGUGUCUCGACUCUCACCAUUAAUGACAGAAACACAAAUUAUGACAUAUUUCUCAGUGUACGGUCAAGUCAAGUCAGUCGAUAUCGAAAAAAAUCCAACAACAGGUGGUUCAUUUGGCAUUGCUCAUGUUUCCUUUGCCAGUGAUGGAAUCACAGACGGUCAUGCCUCGGCGUGUCUUGCUGUUGAAAAGGGAAACGGACGAAAAAUGGGAGUUGCAGAAUCUGUCAAAGUGUGCUUUGAUCCUACAGGCGAGAAAUUGAGGCUAGCCAUAGAGGAUUUCAACCGACCUGUUCCUUCACCCAAAUUAGAACCAGUGCGAUCCACAUUGACAACAGCAGCAACAACAUCAACGGCAGCAGCACCAAAUUCACCGUUACACAGGAGCAGCAGCAGCAGAUAUGACAGUUACCAUGGCCACCACCAUGAUCGCCGGUAUCCGGACGACCUUGACAGCGAUUGGGACAGAUAUGAUUCUAGACAGUACUCUCGGCCCAGAGAUGAUUAUCAUCGCAGCAGUAGUAGAUAUUAUGACGAUUACCGAUAUAGAGAUGAGAGGCCAUCAUCCCGAUAUGGAGGCAGUGGAUAUUCUCGAUAUUCAUCACCGAGACGCUUAGAUUCCCCAGAACAUCAUUCAAGACACCGAUCUCGAUGGGACAGCCCAGGCAUGGAUUCACCAGACUCAAGAUAUAGAAGUAGGAGUAGGAGCCGAAGUUUGGAUAGACGAGACAGCUAUUAUCGAUAUGAUGAUGAUUAUUAUGGCAGAGGGGAAAGUCGUCGUCGAUCCGAAUAUUGGGAUGAGCAUUACAGCAGAAAGCCAGCACCUGUGUCAUCAUCACAGUCUCGUCCAAUCUUGAUGAUUUCGAAAAACUGCUUACCUUUCAUCAGAGGCGCUUUAGAGGAUUUAAAAAAGAUAUACUACUACUACAACUGCAUUGAUAUUUACCACGACGAUUCGGAUUGGUUGAUUGUCUUUGAUUCACUUACAAUCGCAAAAAGGGCUUUGGAUGCUACAAAUGAUCAGCAGCAAGUGUUGGGGCACAAGUUAUUGCUUACUCUGCGAGACUCAUCAGUUUCUGCUGCUGUAAAGAGUGGUAGUCAAGACCUGCCUGUUGCUGCGAGUAAUGGAAGAGUAGAAACGUCAGCUGUUACAGCCAGCAUCCAGCAAGCUGAUAUGAACACUACGAGUGCAACUAAUGAGGCAAAUGCAGUGAUCAAUCAAACAGCAUCUGAGCAUUCUACGGCAGAAAUGACUACUACCACAACAACGACCCAGGUUGUUUCCGAGCCACCAGCACCAGCAAAGCCCUUGACAGUCGAGGAGAUUUUAUUCAACGAACUGGCGGAUGUCUUUUUGAAGGAUUUGAAGAAUCGUGUUGCAGGGCCAUCUAUUCAUGAUUUCUACAAAUCGGCAAAAGCGUUGAGGUUGGAGAAGGAAGCUGCUGCUGCUGCUGCUGCUGCUGCUGCGGCCGCUACUGUCAGUCUUGUUGAAAGCCCUGGAAAUCAAUCAAAUGACGCAGACUCCAGCGAAAAAAUGAAUGGACAUAGCAGCAAUAAGACACCAACAUCGCAAGCAGAUCUCAUUGGAUCUAUUCUGCCGUCCAUGAAGAUUGCCAAGCUACCAAAAUUUAAAAAGAAGCAAAAGCCACUACCAAAGCGAGAUUAUGAAUCAUUUUUGUAUGAUGAGCUUGAACAAAGUACAUCCUCUACACCCUUUGCAACAACACACACUCAUAGCCAGAACCAAGCAUCCACAUCAGCGUCAACCAACGUCAAGCAAGGGUCACCCACAGCAGACACGCCUGUGUUUUCAACAUCUUCAAGUUCAGAGGAGGGCGAAUACCAUUCAGGUCUUGAAGAGUCUGGCAGCGAUACAGCAAUGGGGGACGCCAAAGACGAUGCAUCUACAGCGGAAUCAUCGCCUGCCAUUGACCGCAAACCCAAGAAAAUGAUCAAACCUCGUAGUUUGCGCGACUACAUCAGCGACGAAGAGAGCGAUGUGGAGCACGAUUUAUUUUUGAAGAGGCUUCACCAGCAAGAAGACGAGUUCAAUGACACAGAUACAGAUGAAGAUGAUUUUGUGGAAAACGACUAUAUGCAGGAAAUCAGAAAGCGUAAACGAGUUGGACAAAAGAAAUCAGCACUGAAAAAGAAGAGGCAGCACAGUGAAGAUGACACCAGCGAUUACGAUUCAUCCUCCAAAUUGAAACUAAAGCAAAAGACAAAACAAGUGCGAAAAAAGAAGAAGAGUGAUCUGACAGCACCGCCAUUACCCGAUAGAAUUUAUGAAGUGAUAGAAGAGGACCUCUCCAAGGACAGUUCUUCCGGACAAGAUGAAUAUGAAGACGAAGAAGAAGAGGCAUACGAAGCAGAGGAAGAAGAGGACGAAGACGUGAUUCAAGAUACCAAGAUUGUGAUCAAUCAAGAAGAAUUAGAAAAGUCCUUGUUGGCUCCUGAAGAAUCGGAUAGCGAGGAGCUAGCAGAGUUUAAAACCACGGAUAACGAUCCACCCGAAUGGGACCCAUUCAACCAAAUCAAGGAGCCAGAAGACUACUAUUUCCUCAGAGCAGCACUACUGGAAAGAGUCGGCAUUCCACCCAAAGAAGUGGUCAAUGAACAUAUCAAAGGAGGCUGUGCUCGAGCGCGCGGCGUAUAUACCAUUCCUGAUUCAAUGAAAGCUACCUAUCUGCCUAAAAACAAGGCCGUCAUUGAUGUACCAGCAGAUACUGGCAGGAUCUCAUCUCGUGCAACCCGUGUUAAUAACCGUCGUUUGGUGGUGGGCAUGGAAAUGCAGAAAAAGACAAUCGAUUCUGAUAUUCUCAAGUUCAACCAACUACAAAGUCGAAAGAAACAGCUGAGGUUUGCCAAAUCGCCUAUUCAUGAUUGGGGUCUAUACGCUGAAGAGCAUAUUGAUGUCAACGACAUGGUGAUUGAAUAUGUGGGCGAAGUCAUUCGACAACAGGUAGCUGAAGAACGAGAAAAGCAGUAUGAACGGUGUGGCAUUGGAAGUAGUUAUCUGUUUCGUGUGGACGACGAUACGGUGAUUGACGCUACAAAAUGUGGUAACGUUGCUCGGUUCAUCAAUCAUUGCUGUGCUCCAAAUUGCAGUGCCAAAAUUAUUACAGUCGAUAAGCAAAAGAAAAUUGUUAUAUAUGCAAAUCGAGAUAUUGAGCCUGGAGAAGAAAUUACAUAUGAUUACAAAUUUCCAAUUGAAGCUGACAAGAUACCCUGUUUGUGUGGUAGUAAAUUUUGCAAGGGAACACUCAAUUAA
Messenger RNA from Mucor velutinosus, 3561 nucleotides. RefSeq lists its product as uncharacterized. The transcript is spliced from 8 exons. Lineage: Eukaryota; Fungi; Mucoromycota; Mucoromycetes; Mucorales; Mucoraceae. Gene Ontology annotation, cellular component: Set1C/COMPASS complex. The coding region runs from base 1 to 3561 and encodes 1186 amino acids. The record is from RefSeq and is a predicted model, not a curated record. Gene Ontology annotation, molecular function: protein binding; RNA binding; histone H3K4 methyltransferase activity.